Messenger RNA from Mangifera indica (mango), 637 nucleotides. RefSeq names its product metallothionein-like protein 1B. The coding region runs from base 106 to 330 and encodes 74 amino acids. Gene Ontology annotation, molecular function: metal ion binding. The record is from RefSeq and is a predicted model, not a curated record. Lineage: Eukaryota; Viridiplantae; Streptophyta; Magnoliopsida; Sapindales; Anacardiaceae. The transcript has 3 exons.
ACUAUAAAUGCUAGUCAUGGUUGCCACGAAACAAGUCGUCUGCUACACUGAAUCUCUCCGAUCCCUAGUUUUGUUUCUGCAAAUCUUCUUUUGUUCUCCAAGAAAAUGUCUUCUGGUUGUAACUGUGGCUCCAACUGCUCCUGCGGCAGCGACUGCAAAUGUGGCAAGUACUCUGAUCCGGCUUUCACGGAGGUGGCAACCACCGAGACACUCAUCGUCGGGGUUGCUCCGGUGAAGAUGCACCUUGAGGGAUCUGAGAUGAACUAUGGGACAGAGAACUGCGGCUGUGGAGACAACUGCUCCUGCAACCCCUGCAAAUGUGGCAAGUGAAAUAUAUGAGCAUACCCAGAUAUAAAAGCAGCUAUGUAUUAUGUUUGUUAAAUAAGAAGAAACGUUAGAUCUUUAAAUUAUAAGUAUUUUGUAAAUAAGAAAGCCAAAGGCAACAUCAAAUAUGUCCGUAGUUGGAUUUGUUUUGCUGUAUCCUAUCGGCUAGUGGGUGUUUAUGUAAGGUUUGUGUUAUCGCUGCUUUUGAUAUGGGAGUUGAAUGUAUUUGUGAAAGGGGUUGGUGAAUUCUGUGAAAUCGAUCAGUUGUUAUUAAUACAGAUCAAUUAGAUAAACAAUAAUCUUGUUUACCGGA